AUGAUCCGCGUCGUCAGCCUCGUCGACUUUGACGGCCGCAAUGACGUGUGGCUGGAAAGCAACCGCCUCUCAUGGGAGGGCAAGACGCUCAUGUGCUAUUUGGGGCCCACGAAGCUGGCAACCGUGACCACCUCUUCCAAAGUUGCCAUCUGGAGCCUGGCUGCCAGCAGGCUCAGCGCCGUCAUCUCCGCCCACACAUCACAUGACGUCACCGUCAGUGCGUUGGAGUGGUCGGCGCCAACGCAAGAGCUGGCGCUGUGCACGUCCAACAAGCGAGCAACGCUCAUUGAUCCACGUGCAGGCAAACCCACGUCCAGUUUCAAGCUCGACUCCGUGCCCACACAAUUCAAGUUCAACUCGCUUUCGCAGUACCAGUUUGCAAUUGGCAUGGCCAACGGGAUGGUGCUGGUGGCCGACCGUCGGCAGACCAAGCCCUCGCUCUUCGAAUGCCUCGGCCAAAUCAGAUCCAUCGACUGGUCACCCGUGCAGGCCAACUACUUUGUCGCUGGAUCACGCUCACACGGAUACAAUGUUUCCUUCUGGUCGACAGAGCACUGGUUGCAGAAGCACCACCAGCCCAACGGCCACUGCUCAGACCUGGGUGCAUUUCGUCGUGUCGUGUACACCCCAUGUGGACAGGGCAUCUUCACAGAGGUUGCACGCGCCGCUUCAAAGCACGAGUCGCCGCAACUUGUGCUGCGUAUGCGCGGUCUGACGCCGACCAACUCGGCGCAGCUCUUCAAGAGCUCCCCCGUCGUCACCUCCCCGCUCUGGUCCCUCAAGGGGCAGACAAGCUUUACGUUCACGUCGAUGGUUCCGCCAACGGAACACGACGCCAGCGCGCACGCCGCAAAGAAGUUUGUGGCCACGCGCUGCAGCUCAGGCAUCCACGUUGUUUCAAUCCCCAAAAUCUCCACGCAACAGCUGCUUGAGAAGUGCGAGAUUGUCGUUGGCGGUGGUGGUGGUGGUGCGACCACAGACGACAAAGGCGGUGACCGUCACCAUCGUGCUGCUGCUCGCCACGGUGACGGUGGUGAAGACGAGGGUGAAGACGAGGGUGAAGACGGUGAAGACCAGGUCCAAUGCUCCAACAUCCUCAUCGACAGGCAACUGUCGCAGCUGAGAUCCGAUCACCCGAGCAACACGUUCAUGUGGGACGCAAAGACACGAACCUGCACCGGCAUCUUGCGCGUAAGCGACUACGAUGCCGAAGACGACGACGACGAAGGCAACGAUGCCAACGGCGGUGAUGUUGGCAGCAGCAGCGGCGGUGGUGGUGGUGGUGGGCGUCGGCGCGGUGGCGGUGAUGAUGAUGAUGGUGCCGGGAUGAAGCUGUUUCAGUCGCCAACAGCGCGCAGCAGCCGGUCGUCGAGCCGGGCGGGUGUGUCGACGGCCACGGCGGCCAGGCUGAGGCGCCUCAACCGCAAGAUGAUGCGGGAACAGGAGCGGGAGCGCGGCCGUGAGAGGCGGCGUGCAGAGGCGAAGGAGAGGGCAGAGAGGACAGAGACCGAUGCAGCGCCACGCUACAUCACCGUCCAUCUUGCCAUUCCGCACAACUACCCCGUCGAGCGCCCGGCCAUUCGAAUUGAGGAGGUUCCGCUGCGCUAUCGCAGUGUUCAACAGCGAAUCAUCGAGCGCCUGGAUGACGAGAAGAAAGAGGACUUGGCGGCCCUGUCCGGCUGCUUCAACAUCGCCGUGCGCAUAUACAAGGAGGUGAAGGCGCACCUUGACAGCAAAGUGGCGAAUGUGCCAAUGCGGCGCUGCGGUGCAGUCUUUGACGCGCGUGGUCGACUUGCCGUCUUCCACAGCCACCGGGUGCGUCUGCUUGAUGCACGCCCGACGUGCAAUCUUCACGUGGAAUUUGGCCUCAACUACACGUCUCCGCCCGGCUCCUUCCACUCCGCAUGCAUUGCAAACAAGCGCAGAGCCAGGUACAUUGGGCGGCCGGAUUUGGUGCGCACGUGGGACAUCAUGUACAGCGCCGUGCACCCCAUGAUGCUGGCCUGCAUUGGUGAGUACUGCUGA
Molecule: messenger RNA, 2025 nt
Organism: Salpingoeca rosetta
Lineage: Eukaryota; Choanoflagellata; Craspedida; Salpingoecidae
Exons: 16
Coding region: 1-2025 (674 amino acids)
Molecular function (GO): protein binding
Source: RefSeq, a predicted model, not a curated record